This is a messenger RNA of Solea senegalensis (Senegalese sole), 2280 nucleotides long. RefSeq names its product core 1 synthase, glycoprotein-N-acetylgalactosamine 3-beta-galactosyltransferase, 1a (gene c1galt1la). The coding region runs from base 345 to 1397 and encodes 350 amino acids. Gene Ontology annotation, cellular component: membrane. The record is from RefSeq and is a predicted model, not a curated record. The transcript has 5 exons. Gene Ontology annotation, molecular function: N-acetylgalactosaminide beta-1,3-galactosyltransferase activity. NCBI's taxonomy places the organism in Eukaryota, Metazoa, Chordata, Actinopteri, Pleuronectiformes, Soleidae.
AGUCUCUGUGAUGCCGAAGAAUGUAAACCUGUACAGCAGCUUUAAACACGCGGCUCACGUGCCGUCUUUUCACUGUGACGUGAUGUCAGACUACAGGUUCAGAAACUGGUUUGUGUUCCCCUCAGCCGUUUUCGCGUCUUACGCAGUUGCCACGUGCUCAUAAAUGACUGAUCUCAUCCCAGUGAAGCCUUCAAAACCAUACUGAGGAUCAAUCAUGGAGAGUUUCAUCUUGUUCAGAGGAACGAAACGGGUGACUGUAAAGGAAGACGACAUGACGACCGAAAAAAUCGGCAGGAUCUUCCAGAUCUGUUGUAAGUGGGACAUUGCAGUGCCGGAGAGUCAGUAUGAAGGGCCUCUGCUGCAGGUGGAGCUUCUCCCUGGGAUUCAUGGUGGGGGCCUGCAGCUUCUACUUCUUCCUGUACAACGUGUGGUUUGAGAGGAGCUACCCUAUGCUGUCAGAGGCUCAAGAAAAAGCCAUAACAGAGAAGAAGAGACCAACGAACAGAAAGGAAGAGGGUGCUGCUCUCUUGAACCUACUCCACCCUCAACAUGCAGAUGAAGACAACAGGGUGGCGGAUGAGUUGUACAGGAAGGUACGUAUUCUUUGUUGGGUGAUGACGGGGCCGUAUAAUCUACAGAGCAAGGCCCGCCAUGUCAAGGCCACCUGGAGUCGCCACUGCAACAUGGUGGUGUUCAUGAGCUCUGUGAAGGAUCCAGACUUUCCCACCGUGGGACUGGGCACUAAGGAAGGCCGUGACCAGCUCUACUGGAAGACCAUCCGAGCCUUCCAUUAUGUAUACGAGCACCAUGCGGAUGAAGCGGACUGGUUCUUGAAAGCGGACGACGACACCUACGUGGUGGUGGACAACCUCCGCUGGUUUCUGUCCAACUACACCCCUGAGCUGCCCAUCUAUUUUGGCAAACGCUUCAAGCCUUACGCCAAGCAAGGCUACAUGAGUGGAGGGGCAGGUUAUGUACUUAGUAAAGAGGCCCUCAAGAGGUUUGUGGAAGGUUUUCGGAUCAAAGUUUGCACACAUACCACCCCCAUAGAGGACCUAGCACUGGGGCAGUGUUUGGAAAAGAUGGGCGUACUGGCUGGUGACUCUAGAGAUACUUUACAUCGGGAAACUUUCCAUCCAUUUGUUCCAGAGCACCAUCUAACUGGCAAGUUCUCCAAGAGCUUGUGGUACUGGAAUUAUUGUUACUACCCGAUUGUUGAGGGUCCACAGUGCUGCUCUGACCUGGCGGUAUCGUUCCAUCAAGUGAAACCAGACCUUAUGUACACACUGGAGUAUUACACCUACCACCUGAGAGCGUACGGCUAUAGGCCACGGUAUCAGCCUUCCCUACGCCAUGGUCUUGGCAUCAGCACUCUGCCACCGUCUGCUGUGACUUAAAGGAGCUCAUCUGGUGACAGAUGAAAGGACUCGGGCAACGGUAGCUACUUCCAUUGUUGACAAUGAAACCAAAGUAGUGACCUCACUGAGAACAGGACUGUCGUCACACAUGACAACAGACACCGACUGGGUUUAAUGUGUACACUGUCUGAAUCUUCUUUUUACUCACAGUAACGUUUGGGAUAGAAAUUAUUAUGGUAAUCACAACUGUGACAGACAUGUUAUUACCCUGUGAUGGCGAAAUGUUCCUUCUGACCGAUCCUGUCGCUGCAUGACACUGAGCACUGCAGGGACAGCUGCAAAUAACUUAAAAGAUAAACGCUUUGUUUAGCUGAAUUAGUCCUGACGUAUUCAGUGUUUGAAUUGGAUUAUGUUACAGUUACAGAUGUGUUUUCAGAUUGACACAGGAAGACCGUUACUGUGUUUUUGUUCAUUUUUUUUUUAUCACAUACGCAGCAACGUAUUUGGUUAUUUUUACAUUUUGGUUUUCCUGCUGCUAAAUGUGGCACUCUCUUGCUGUCCAGACAUUUCAGUUAAAUGAAAAAAAAAAUCCAGUACAUUUCUUUUUGCUUAUUUAAUUAAAUUAACUUUAUUUAUAUUAUAUUUAUUUGUGUUUUUGUUUGUAUAUUACCUUUUUAAUUCCUCUACAGCCAGCCAUGACGACUGUGUUGUUUUUCUUUUUUGACCCCUGAAGUGUGCACUUGAAACACUAUGUGCUUCUGUUUGAGAACACUGUAGCAUCUGAUAAACGCAACACUGUACAAAACUCCAGUGAAUUGUUCUGGUCCAGUCCUAUACAACAGUGAACACUCGAACGGGUGGUAUUGUACACUACAUGACUGUCUGCACUAGAGCCACACAUAAAUAAAUAACUCAAACAGUU